AUGUUUGAUUCGGAUAGACGUAUAUAUAUUUUUUUCUUCAUGAAAGUCCUGGAUUCAAUAAAAAGAAUAUCUUUACUUUCAAUUGCGAUGAGUUACCCAAAGCCAAGAAUGAAGCGCAUGCUUCGACAACAUGCGGAAAGGCCCAUUGAUGAUUCCGCUGUAGAUCUGAUUUACCUAGAUUAUUGUCUUUUUUUACAAUCGCUCUUAAAAGAAGCCAACAUUGAAGCAGAACGAACCGGCGAAAAGAAAGUCCAGCCAGUUCAUAUUCAAAAUGUCAAACGGAAAAUUUUGGCCCGCUACCGAGGGUAA
Messenger RNA from Schizosaccharomyces osmophilus, 309 nucleotides. It is a transcript of the gene wip1, whose product is annotated as CENP-W-like protein. Gene Ontology annotation, biological process: chromosome segregation; kinetochore assembly; mitotic cell cycle. Lineage: Eukaryota; Fungi; Ascomycota; Schizosaccharomycetes; Schizosaccharomycetales; Schizosaccharomycetaceae. The transcript is spliced from 4 exons. Gene Ontology annotation, cellular component: kinetochore; nucleoplasm. The record is from RefSeq and is a predicted model, not a curated record. The coding region runs from base 1 to 309 and encodes 102 amino acids. Gene Ontology annotation, molecular function: protein heterodimerization activity.